Atta colombica is the source of this 3817-nucleotide messenger RNA. It is a transcript of the gene Calx, whose product is annotated as sodium/calcium exchanger 2. Gene Ontology annotation, molecular function: calcium:sodium antiporter activity. Gene Ontology annotation, cellular component: sarcolemma; postsynapse; axon. Gene Ontology annotation, biological process: calcium ion import across plasma membrane; sodium ion transmembrane transport; cell communication. The transcript is spliced from 10 exons. NCBI's taxonomy places the organism in Eukaryota, Metazoa, Arthropoda, Insecta, Hymenoptera, Formicidae. Bases 882 to 3536 code for a protein of 884 amino acids. The record is from RefSeq and is a predicted model, not a curated record.
GCCCGGUACGGUUCUGUUCUGUUACCCCGUCAGAGGGUCCGCUUUCGUGAUGGGAGCUCACUGCCGCGGUAAUAUCGGUGGGAGCCAUCGGUAGCCGAUUCCCAACACCGAUAUACCAUUCUCAGUGUUAUCCGUGUGGUACUAGCUUGUCUUUCCGGGGGUGCGAGCGGGCGUGCGUAAAGAGAGGGGUGUAAAGAGCAGGGCGGGAGUGCGUGAGUGCAGGGGAGGACAGGGCAGUGACACACAGACAAAAAUACUCCAAGGCCAAUUUGAUUGGGGAUACGAUGUCGAAGACUUGAUUAGAAAACGAAAUUAGUCAGUGUAAGGAAGUUGAGGGAAAAAUUAGCUGGUAGAAAAUUGCAGCUCGAUGGUAUUAUCGUUGUUGCCCGCGACUAGGGUAGUUCCGAGACGUCAUCGCCCUUCUUUCAGCAAAAACAAACACGCCUGCAUCGCAUGCAGAAGAUUGGAUUCGUUUACGCUUUUCGCACGUUAGAGGUGCAAUAUCGGUUUGCAAUUGAUAGUAGUCAAUCAUGUAAUAGAGAGUAAAAUUUAUGCAAGGGAAAUGUAAUAAAUGAAAGAAGAUAGUCUUUUAGAAAUCUGAUUAUUUAUCUCGAGGCUCGGAAAAAAAAAAAAGAAAUCUGUUUUUGCUUCUCGUCCUUUUCCUCGAAGGGGAAGUAAAUUUUUAGAAUUUCCAUCCCCCGGAAACGAGCCGCGAGGUUAAGAUAACCGAAGCCGCGGGAAGAUCGCCCCGAGUCAGUCCGAAUGAAGAACGAGAUUUUUCCACGCGGAGUUUUAUUCCCGAAGAGACGGCAAGUAACUUGCUGAAAGAAAGUUACCGCGUCAAGUUCCGCAUACAACUUUUGACGUACAACUCUGACAAUAUGUCUGGGAACUACUCGGUGCGCUGCGAACCGGGCCUAGUGAUACCGCUCUGGCGUCCGGAGAACAACUUGCAUCUAAUCGACAUCAUCUUCCGGGGCCUGGUGUACUUUUUUUUGCUGUUAUAUCUGUUCAUCGGCGUGUCGAUCAUUAGCGACCGUUUUAUGGCUGCCAUCGAGGUGAUCACGUCCAAGGAGAAAGAAUUGGUGGUGCGUCGUCAUGGGAGGGAGCCGCAGAUCAUCGUGGUGCGAGUGUGGAAUGAAACGGUAGCCAAUCUGACUUUAAUGGCGCUCGGCAGUAGUGCUCCUGAGAUCUUGCUGUCCAUUAUUGAGAUUUGGGCGAAGAACUUUCAAGCGGGUGAGCUGGGCCCGGGCACGAUCGUUGGCUCCGCCGCUUACAAUCUCUUUGUUAUCAUUUCCUUAUGCGUCUUUGUGAUUCCGAAUGGUGAGACCCGGAAGAUAAAACAUCUGCGCGUUUUCUUCGUCACCGCCACUUGGAGCAUCUUCGCCUACGUAUGGCUCUACGUUAUCCUGGCGGUUUCCAGUCCCGGUGUACUGGAGAUCUGGGAAGGCAUCUUGACUUUCGCCUUCUUCCCAGCCACAGUAUUGACGGCUUACGUUGCUGAUCGACGAUUGUUGAUUUACAAGUAUCUGCACAAAGGUUACCGAAUGAACAAGCGAGGUGUAAUCGUGCAGGCGGAGGCUGGAGAUUCCGAGAUGGGGGUGGAGCUGGAUAUCAAGCCUCAGCAAGAUGGUUUUCAUGGCAUGGUAGACCGCUUAGCCGACGGCGAUUCCCCCGAAGCGAGAGAGUUCGAACAAACUCGGCGAGAUUACAUCAAUACGUUAAAGGAAUUGCGUAAAAAGUACCCUACUUUGGCUUUGGAACAAUUGGAAGUCAUGGCUCAUGAGGAAGUGUUGGGAAAAGGUCCUAAGAGCAGGGCCUUUUAUAGGGUGCAGGCUACGAGGAAGAUGGUAGGCGCGGGCAACCUCAGCAGGAAGAUCAGCGAAAGAGCGCAGAGCGACCUUAGCGAGGUCAAGGCCGAGUUGCAGAAAGCUGAAGCGGAGAGUAUCGAUAUCGAACAUGUCAACGCCAUGAGAGUAUUUUUCGAACCUGGUCAUUAUACUGUGAUGGAGAACGUUGGGACUUUUGAAGUGGGCGUUUCCAGGGCUGGAGGUGAUCUCAGCAGACCCUGCACUGUAGAUUACUGCACCGAAGAUGGCUCCGCUGAAGCGGGAUCUGAUUAUGUGAGUGCUAAGGGCACUCUAACUUUUGAGCCUGGCGAGACCAUGAAGACUAUCAAGCUUUCAGUUAUCGAUGACGAAUUGUUCGAGGAGGAUGAACAUUUUUAUGUGAGGCUUAGUAAUGUAUCACAACCAGCAAUGCUUGUCUCGCCGAGCUUGGCAACGGUAAUGAUUCUGGAUGACGAUCACAGCGGCAUUUUUGGGUUUCCCGAGAGAGAUGUAGAACUAGUGGAGAGCGUGGGUCAGCAUCCUCUACGGGUAGUGCGCUAUAGUGGGGCCCGAGGUCGCGUUAUUAUCCCUUAUCGUACUAUGGAGGGCACUGCGAAGCCUAGCAAGCAAUACGUGCAUACCGAAGGCAGCUUGACGUUUGAAGAUAAUCAGACAGAAAAAGUUAUCAACCUGGAAAUUAUCGAAGAGGACUCCUACGAGAAGGAUGCUCUUUUCUAUGUCGAAUUGGGCGAGCCGGUGCUGCAAGGAGUUAGUCCCGCGCUGAUUGAUUUAACUAACUAUCACAGUACGGAAGCAGGAAUCGCUGCAGCGGCGGAGCUGAAGCAGCCGGAGGAGAGAACGGAAGAGGAGAAAAUGGCACUGUUGGGCAGACCGCGUCUAGGUGAAGUGUUCCGGGCACAAAUCAGGAUUAAAGAAUCCAAGGAGUUCAAGAACACUGUGGAUAAGCUUGUCCAGCGAGCAAAUGCCUCCAUAAUACUCGGCACAAGUUCUUGGAAAGAACAAUUCAUGGAAGCGCUGACCGUCAGUAGAGGUGAUGAAGACGACGCUGAGGGUGAAAACGGUCAACCUUCCUCACCAUCCGUAAUGGAUUAUCUUAUGCACUCCCUUACCAUCUUCUGGAAGGUUCUUUUUGCCUUCGUUCCACCCACAGAUAUCGCCGGUGGUUAUUUGUGCUUUAUCGUCAGCAUUCUGGGGAUUGGCGUGGUCACGGCGAUAAUCGGCGACGUUGCUUCGUAUUUCGGUUGUACUUUGGGCAUCAAGGAUUCUGUCACCGCGAUUGUUUUCGUCGCCCUCGGUACCAGCAUUCCCGACACGUUCGCGAGCAAAGUGGCCGCCUGCCAGGACAAGUAUGCCGACGCGAGUGUAGGCAAUGUGACUGGAAGUAACGCGGUAAAUGUCUUCCUGGGAAUCGGCGUCGCGUGGAGCAUCGCCGCCAUUUACCGUGCUUGCCACAGCGAACCGUUCCUUGUCGAACCUGGCAAUUUGGCCUUCUCCGUCACCUUGUUCUGUAGCGAGGCUUGCUUCGUGAUCGUGGUGCUGUUGGUGAGACGAGUCAAGUCGAUCGGCGGUGAAUUGGGCGGACCUUUUAUACCGAAACUCAUCACGUCCGUGUUCCUGUUCUCCCUUUGGCUGCUCUACCUCAUCAUGUCCACCCUUGAGGCCUACGGCGUGAUCCAGGGUUUCUAAACCAAGGCCAAUGCGACGCCACGUCGGCCUAUUCACUGCGUAUAUCUUAGCUCUGGCGUCCGCCAAGGCACGUGCUCAACGAAACUAUUAACCGGACACAGAAGCGGUCUCGGGACAAUACGAUUUCGCGAAGAACGAACUUUAAUUGUGCCGGAAACUCACAUAAGUUCAUCCUCUGAGACGAUUAACAACGAACAUGUCGCGUGACGUAUUAAAUGGAUAUGUGUAUGUAUAUGUAUGUAUAUCUGAGAACAUGGGAAUGCUUGCGAGAGAGAGAGAGA